UGUGGACAUUUGGUGAUUAGAAAGGAAAGAUUCCUUGGCUACUGAGGUCCCGCAAAUAAUCUCUGGUUACCGUUUAAUUUUCGACAGUUCAAGGUAGACAUGCGCAAAAAUGCUAUGGCCAUUACGCAGUCGCAAAAAUUGCUCAAUCGUACGCAUGCACCAGAAACUUCAGUUUUUGUUAUGAAUCGACACUUACACCCGAUGGGGUACCGAUGCCCGGCUUUUUCAGCUAGACCCCCGUCAAUCCCCAUGGUCAAAUAUACAGUGGAAAUGCUCAGUUUUACUACGAGGAAAAGGAGCAGUAUCUCAGGAAUAAAAACUAAUCACCACACAACAUUUUCCAUUGAUUAUGCCGCCGCGGGAAAUAUUGGAUGAAUUCUUUUUUUCCUACUAGUAUACCACCUGAGUGACUUCAGGGUCACCCCACUGGUAACCAAUCAUGAUGAUGAUAGGGGAUGACGUGAGUGAGCCCUCCUCACCGGAGUCUGCUUUUGACGACUCUGAUUUGCUGAAUUCGUCAAUGCAUGAUGAUGUCACAGCACAACUUGCCGCAGCAGGUCCAAUUGGUGUUGCCGCUGCUGCCGCCAUAGCAACCGGAAAGAAAAGAAAGCGCCCUCACUCCUUUGAAACCAAUCCUUCAAUCCGUAAACGACAACAGACCAGGCUGCUCAGAAAAUUGAGAGCUACAAUUGACGAGUACACCACCAGAGUUGGUCAGCAGGCCGUAAUGAUCUGCUGCACUCCAGGAAAACAGGAAACCAACUUUAAAGUGUUUGGGGCCAACCCUCUUGAUCACGUGGUCCGCAGCUGCAAGAGCGUCAUCAUGAGCGAGCUGGAGAAUGCACUGGCGCAGCAGACCCCACCGGCCCAGUCGGGUGAUAACACCAACCUGUAUGACCUCCCACCGUUGGUGCUAGAUGGCAUCCCCACCCCGGUCAACAAGAUGACGCAGGCCCAGCUCAGGGCAUUCAUUCCGCUCAUGUUGAAGUAUUCCACAGGGAGGGGUAAGCCUGGCUGGGGGAAGGAGAGUUGUCGCCCGGUCUGGUGGCCGUCAGAUCUGCCCUGGGCGAAUGUACGAAGCGACGUACGUACGGAGGAAGAGAAAAAGAAGGUGUCUUGGACUCACGCCCUGCGCACCAUCGUCAAGAACUGUUACAAACACCACGGGAGGGAGGAUUUGCUGCCAGAAUUCACUGAAGACAAAGACGUCAAGGACCUGAUGCAGCACCAACGGACACAGACCACCAUUAUCCCCUCCCACGCCGUCGUACAGACCAUCAAUAACCCUGACGGCACUGUGUCCCUCAUACAGGUUGACACGGGGAACACCGUCGCUACACUGACUGAUGUCAAUCAAGUGCAACAGGUACAGCAGGUUCAACAGAUGGGUCAGAUCCAACACGUCCAGCUGCAUCACAUCCCGGUCCAGCCCCAGCAGCAAGCCGCUCAGGCCGUCCAGACCCUGGCCGAAGCCGCCGCCUCCCAGGCCGGCACCGUGGUCACUACCACCACCCUCCCCCAGGCACCUCAGGCCACACCCGUGUCGGUGGAAAUGAACAGUGAAGGCGCGGCCCAGGGCGUGGCUACCAUCGCCGAAGCCACGCUGGCCGAAGGCACACACAUCAUGCUGGCCAGUAACGGUGAGACUAUGGGAACCAUCAGCACAGUCGGCACUGAUGGAGCAACACAAGGCAUCGUCAUCCCAGCCUCCAUGUAUCAGAGUAUGGUGAACAGCAUGCAACAGCACGGCGGACAAGUCCAGGUACACACCCAGCUACCCGUCCACACCGUGGCCGUAGUCCAGACCCAGCCCACAGCCGUGGUGCAAGGCCAACACAUCCAGCAAGUGGUGGUGCCGUCUGGCAUCGUGACGGCCAGCGGGCAGCUGCAGCAGGCGCAGCAACAGCAGCAAGGGCAGCCCCAACAACAGCAGCAGCCGCAACCACAGCAGCAGUCCGGGACGGUGCCGUUGGCGACCCAAGCCGUGGAGGAUUCACAAGCUUUUUCAAGAAAGAUCCAGACCAGUCUUUAAAAUCUGCAGUGGAACUUGAGAUCACUAAGGUUAGUGAACACAACAAAGUCUCCAAAUUAUGCCAUGAAUGUCCGCUAGCAGAUCUCAACCUUUCUCCUGGUUCCCCUCCAAAGAAACCAGUUCCGAAUUGAGACAUCACACAAGCGUUCAUGUAUUUAAUACUUUUGAAUGCAAUUGUUACAGCAGAUUGGUUUCAUGCUAUUUAGUGUCAACAAACAUCAACAAGUUUCAACAAAAAACGGCAUUUUUAGCUCCUAAAUGUGACAUUCAAUACAUCACAUUCAUUUCCAAAGAUAUUUUAAUGUGCAAUUUUGAUCACCCAAGUGGGCAAGUGACGGUACUGUCUGUCCGUGUAGAGAGUCUGGCUGCCAUCUUGUUUGCAUGCGACCCAUUGAGAAAAGAAAGAUGAUGGCUUCCACCCUGUGUAAAAAUAUUGUUUUCCUGCAACUAAAAAUUCUGGAAGUGAAUUCUUCAACAUUCUAAAACUAUAAGAUAUGUGAGAGCCUUUGAAAUGGGAUGAUGUGUCUCUUAAACUUAAAAGCACAUUUCAAGGUUGUCAACACUUUGUUGAUGCCGAUUGUGUUUGUUGAUGUUCCUUAUCACUAAACAGCACAGCCCCAAGACUGUGGUCUUACAGUGAUAUGGAUUUGAAAGGUGCCAAGGCCAUCUUUGAGAACAGACUUUAUUACACAGCUCUGUAAAAGUUUGGUGCUACAUUUUUCAAGUACUUCAGAAUAAUCAAAAACACCAUCCUUGGACAAACUUAACAAGUCACUCAACGUCAAGUUGUCUCCUUUUUCAAGGGAACAUUCUUUAGAACCAAAGUGGUUAAAAACCUGUUGUGUAAAAUGCAGAUUUAGCAUUACCUUCUGCUGUCACUUGCCCUGCGUUGCUGCCACUGGUGAAAAGCUACCAUACUCCCGCAUACUUUAUUCAUCCCACAGCAUGAAUAAUUCACCAACUCACGUUUUGGUCUUGUCGAUAGUGAGCAGCUGGUAUGAAAGAUUUUCUUCAAAGCCGCAUUGAUAUUAAACAAAAGAAAUGUAUGAAGAAAAAACUAGAUUCAUUGAGCACAAUGUGUAAUUAUGAAAUUGUACUGAUUCGCAGUCUUUUCAUUGCUUUUACUGUGAAAAACAGGAGACUUUUGGAAUCAUCCUGUACAGUAGUUAAUGUAAUUCAGAUGUGCUGUGGAGUGGGACAUGGUUUAGUUUGUAACACAGAAACAUGUUGUUCUCUUGAGUAAAUUCAGAAUUGAGUUGUUGAUAUGGAGCUGUCAAGUUGUUCAGCCAAGGUAGACCUGAGUUUAGAGCGGCAUCUGUUAUUUACUGGGCAAGAAGAUGUAGAGGCCAUUAUGGCACUGAUACCGUCCUCGUGCACAGGAGGUAUACUCUCUUGAUACCUCUUAGACCAGUAGUUGUGACAUCUCCGAAGUACAAGCAUUUGGGUCUCUCCUCAUUUAGCAGUGUUAGAUCCAAAGCUCUUUCAUACUGGCAAACUUCUCUCUUGUUGAAUCGCAUGUUGUUGGUCAUUUAAAUGUGUUUCUUGAAGUCAUGAACAUAUUGUGUGGAGUAGACACCUGUUUCUGUAUUUCAUGCCAGUUCAUUAGAAUGAAGAUGAACUUUUACCUCUUUAUUUUUAUCUGUGAAGACUUUUUUUCUUUUUAAAUUAAGGGAAUUUUUUAGUGAAACUGAGUGCAAAACCUUUGCUGUAGUUUAUUUGGUGGGCUGUCGCAUAGUCCACAGUGGACGGUGCCCACUGUAGACUAUCAUCAGAAUGGAAUGGCAGUUUCAAUUCCAUUUGUGCAAGAUAACUGAAGUUGUAAAACAAUUGGAUGCUCAUUCAAGUGAGCGCACCCCCCCCAGUGCUACGCUAGAUGCAUUGGUAGUGUAACAUUGUGUCCUCUUUGCAGCUUCUAUAGAGAGCACUUCAUGAGCACUUAAAAAUCUGGGGUAUUUUGGGAACGUCCAAAGCAAAUAUGCGGCCGAUUUCAAAAUUUUUAACAUUGAGAGCCUCUACCUGCACUGUGUGUGUAUAGUAUCUGUGAGUUCAUCAAACAUGUCUGGCAAGACAAGUACCUGCUUAUUUUUUAUGACACUGUGUUGUGACCAGCUCGAUAGGAUUGCUUCUUUCUGGAGUUUUCGAUGGUGGCACACUCAAAUAACCUGCUCUUGGCUCCAUGUUAUUAUAAGGACAAAAACUUGUAUAGUAAGUUGCUGCUAUUGCCAAUUUGAAAUAUUGCAUUUAAAUGUCUGUCGUCUUUAUUUAAACCUAAAUUGGCUCUAUUCUGUUUGAAUGUUCUCAGGGUAGAAGACCUCACUUGUUAAAUUAGUGUUCUUGUGUUUUCUCAUCUAGAAGAAAGAUGCACCAUUAAUCGAUUGUAUUGACUUGUAUGUAUUAUGUUGUACAGUUUUAGAAUGUGUGAAUAGAAAUCUGUACAUAGGAGGUCUUACCUCCCUGCAGAGUACAUUAAAGGCAAAAAAUUAGAAAUGAAAUCGUAA
Acanthaster planci (crown-of-thorns starfish) is the source of this 4530-nucleotide messenger RNA. RefSeq names its product nuclear respiratory factor 1 (gene nrf1). Gene Ontology annotation, biological process: regulation of transcription by RNA polymerase II. Lineage: Eukaryota; Metazoa; Echinodermata; Asteroidea; Valvatida; Acanthasteridae. The record is from RefSeq and is a predicted model, not a curated record. Gene Ontology annotation, molecular function: DNA-binding transcription factor activity.